This is a messenger RNA of Periconia digitata, 333 nucleotides long. The record is from the annotation of a GenBank genome assembly. NCBI's taxonomy places the organism in Eukaryota, Fungi, Ascomycota, Dothideomycetes, Pleosporales, Periconiaceae.
CAACGUAAACGAGACCAAAACCGCCUUGGCAUGGCCCCCAAAUAUCUAGCGACUAGACGCCUAACAAGCACAGUGCACAGUGCACAUGCAUGCUUGUUUCGGCCCCACACGGAAGUACACGUUAUCUCGGCACCCAAACAUACUGGGAAGAAUCAUAUACUGUGCCCCAUAGAGGAACGUAGAGUUCGAGCUUCCCAACGAAGUCUGUCACAAUCAAUCUAUCUGCAUACGCUCGACUCGAGAUCUAGGGAGUCUACUCACCCGUUUGCAAGCACAUGUGGGAGCAGAGGGUUGUGUUCCAGGCUUACGGUAAUCUUUGUUUCUGCGGCGUAG